ACGAAUUCAAAAGAACGGGAGAGGAUGGCGCAGUAGCAGGGCAGCAAAUAUAUCCCCGAUAGAAAGAUAUUAAUAAAUAAUCAAUCGCGAGCACUGAGACCUUCAGACUCCGUUAAAGAUGGGGGAGGAGAAGAGGCAUCAGAUGAUGCAGAACUUGUUCGGCGAUCAGUCCGAAGAAGAAGAAGAGAUCGAUUCUGAGCACGAAUCCAAUCCCCAGCCCAAUUAUGCUUCUGGUUUCCUUCCUUUGCAGGAUGAAGCUGAGGGAGAGCUGAGGAAUGACGGUGAAGGUGAAGGUGAAGUUGACGGGCAGGAGGAUGUACAUGUGGAAAGUGAAGGUGAAAUGCGUGAAGUAGAACCUGAUCCUGGAGAAAGUGAGGGUGAAAGAGAACAAAGUUCCCAGGAGGUAGAUAUCGGUGAUCAGAGGGAUGAAAGUGAUGCAAAAGAUUCUGACAGUGAUGCUAAAGAAGAGUAUGGUCACAGAGUGGCUACCAGCCGCAGACGUGAUGUAAUUGAAAGUGGUUCAGAGGAACAUCAUUAUGUUGAUCAUGAAGAUGAGGAGGUCGAUCAAGCUAGAAGUCCAAGCAUAUCACCUGAGGAGGAGAAAGAUCAUGCUCAAAAUGCACAAUCGGCCCCUGCGAUUCGUGAUGUGUUUGGGGACUCUGAGGAUGAAGAAGAGGAUGCAUAUGCAGUUCGUAAUGACAUUGAGCAAGAUUCUAAUAGGUCUCCUAUGGAAGAGGAGGAAAGCUAUGAAAAGAACCUGAGACCAGAGGAUAUGCUAGCUGACGAAGAUGCUCAAUAUGAGUCAGAAGAGGAGAACCGAGAGGCUAAACCUAAAGAGAAGCCACUUGGCCCCCCAUUGGAGAUAGAGAUGCCAUUUCGCCCACCUCCAGCCGAUCCUAAGAAGAUGAACAUGAUUAAAGUAUCCAAUAUCAUGGGCAUUGACCCAAACCAAUUUGAUCCUAAGACGUAUGUGGAAGAGAAAACAUUUGUGACAGAUGAAUCUGGAGCUCAAAAACGAAUACGCCUAGAAAACAAUAUUGUACGAUGGAGGACUGUUAAGAAUCCUGAUGGCUCGAAUUCGGUUGAAAGCAAUGCACGCUUCGUGAGAUGGUCUGAUGGUAGUCUACAGUUAUUAAUUGGGAAUGAAGUUCUUGAUAUAUCUGUGCAAGACGCGCAACAGGAUCAAACACACCUUUUUCUUAGACAUAACAAGUCGCUUCUUCAAUCACAAGGAAGAAUAUUAAGGAAGAUGAGGUUUAUGCCAUCAUCAUUGUCAUCAAAUUCCCAUAGGCUAUUAACUGCCCUUGUUGACUCUCGCCAUAGAAAGGCUUAUAAAGUUAAGAACUGCAUCACCGACAUCGAUCCUGAGAGAGAAAAGGAGGAAAAGGAAAAGGCUGAAAGUCAGACAAUAAGAGCAAAUGUACUUCUCAACCGAAAGAGGGAAAAGGUGAGCCGGAAAUAUACACCAACUGUAGAGAGGAGGCGCCAACUAUCACCAGGAUUUUUAGAGGGUGCUCUUGAUGAGGACGAUGAACCAGAUUACUAUAACUCUCGUCGUUCUCGCCGCUUUGAGGAAGAUUUGGAAGUUGAAGCUCGAGCAGAGAAACGCAUUAUGAAUGCUAAGAAGGGACAGAGAGACAUUCCGCGGAAGUCUGAUAUGUCUGCUGUGAAAUCAUCAAAACGCCCAGUGGAUUUCUCUGAUAGUGAAAGAGAGGAAUCUGAGUAUGAAACUGAUGGAGAUGAAUAUGAGAGGUCUCCAGUUCAUAAGAGGGUUGAUGAACCAGAGCAUGAGUAUGAAGAAGAGGAAGAACACUAUGAGGAAGACACAGAAGUUAAUGGAGCCUCAGAGGAGGAAGAGGAGCCAAAGCAAAAGGGGAAGGAAUUUGGCAGCAGUCGCAAGAGGAUUGGGUUUGAGUCGGAAGAGGACUCUCCUCCAAGAAAGAUUCAAUCAGGUCGUCGAAUGACAGUGGUGUAUGAUAGUGAUGAGGAAUGAAAACUAGGCUGAGAUGAAUGCUAUGUGAGAUGAUGCAUCCUCAAUCAAAACUCUUCCUCUUGUUUUAUUUUUUAAUGGUGUUAGACCUUGUUUGUUAAGGGUUUUUUCGGAUGAAUAUUCUAGCUUUCAAUUUGUAAUCACAUGAUGAAUGCUUUUCAAUUUUAUUUUGCCACGCAGUAUAAUCUUUUCUUGUAACUAUAAAGAUCCUAAAAUCGAAUGAUCAAUAUGCCUUCCAUACGUUCCAAUUA
This is a messenger RNA of Populus nigra (black poplar), 2241 nucleotides long. Its product is annotated as protein LEO1 homolog. Gene Ontology annotation, molecular function: RNA polymerase II C-terminal domain phosphoserine binding. Bases 119 to 1993 code for a protein of 624 amino acids. Gene Ontology annotation, biological process: positive regulation of transcription elongation by RNA polymerase II; transcription elongation by RNA polymerase II. Gene Ontology annotation, cellular component: Cdc73/Paf1 complex; nucleus. The record is from RefSeq and is a predicted model, not a curated record. The transcript has 11 exons. NCBI's taxonomy places the organism in Eukaryota, Viridiplantae, Streptophyta, Magnoliopsida, Malpighiales, Salicaceae.